This is a messenger RNA of Symbiodinium sp. CCMP2592, 1677 nucleotides long. Lineage: Eukaryota; Dinophyceae; Suessiales; Symbiodiniaceae. The record is from the annotation of a GenBank genome assembly.
AUGGCGGAAUGCGCCAACGGCAAGGAGACAGGUACUGAGGAAGCAUUGGUUGCGCUGAAGGGCAAAGACGUCGCAGAGCUGCGGGCCAUGGCCCAGCGCCUGGAGAAAGGCCAGGAGUCGCUGCAGGAGAUGUUGAAGGACUUGGAGACUGAGCGUGAGGAGCUGCAUAAAGAGAAGGCACAGCUCAACGACACCAUCUCGCUCAUUAUGAAGGAUCUCCAGAAGCUGCACAUCGGAGCGCAGAACACCGUAGAACCUGUUCUGGAGGAGGGUCCUCUGGACUUCGUUGGCCGUUUCUGGGAGACGGUGAAGCCGAGGGACAGCGCAUACAUGGCUGGCGAGAACAUCGGCGAGAUCAGGAAGCCUGGGGAGAAGGCUGAGAAGCCUCCCAAUGCGCCACUCGCCGCGUUGCAGCACAUGCAGCAGGAGCUGCCCCAAUCCAUGCAGGAGGCAGCCAAAGAGGUUCAGGACAUGGGCAAGCAGGCCGCCCGCAAGCUGUCCACUGCUUUCGAGGAAGCUCGCUCGAGCGCGUGGUGGCAGAAAGCACAGGGCUACCUGGAUGAGAAACGGACGGAGAUCGCGAAGAAGGUCUCCGAAGUCCAAGCAAACGCACAAGCAGCCGCGCAGGCUUCGUCCAUGCCUCCACGAAGGCCGAGGAGAGAGCCGAAGGCUGCACCUGCCGCAGAGCCUACGCAAAACGGGCCCAGCCCAGCGGAAGCUUCGGAAGCGGCCCCCGCUGCUGCCGACCCACCUGCGGAGGCCAGCUCGCCAGCAAAGCCAAAGACGCCAGCCGACAAACCAGCAGAGAAGCCAGCAGAAGUUCCUGCAGCGGAGCAGGCCGAUCCCAGCCCAACUGCCAAAAGUCCGGCAGCGGACCGGCAGGAGACAAUCCUCGUACAGGCCCAGGUCAAGAUCGGGGACGGAAGUGUUCAGCCGCUCCACGUGCGGGCCUCCGACAGAUGUAAGGAUGCUGCAGAGCGGUUCGUGGCAGAGCACUCUUUAAAGGCAUCUUUUGUGAAGCCGCUCACAGACUUCCUGAAGAAGGUCGAGCGUGAUGCCGACACGUUCCCGGUUCACGUGGAGGCGACAUGCUAUCCGAUAGCGGAGAGUUUGCAGACGGCCCCAGAACUACACUCGGAUCUCCACGAGGAGGGGGGCGUUUUCGAAGGACCAAGGAGAGGAGUUCGGCGAGAGUCCUAUCCAAUGCACCAUGGUCUCAAUGCGGAACGAAUGCGUGAAGUUCUUCCCUCACUCAAAGUGACGGAGAGCGUCCCUGAGCAGGGCUGGUGGCCCGGAGGAGUAGAGCAGCCCGCAGCGGCCACUGAUCGCGCACAUCGAUGUGCGGAGUGGCUGUGGAAGUUAGCCGAAGAGCAAGGCGCAGAAGAAAGCCGGAGUAGCGAAAGUCCUGGGGCCGUCGUCUGUGUCACCCAUGGCCUCUUCAUGGAUCGGCUGCUGAAGGCUUUGGCAGGACUAGAUCCUCAUUUGGGCAGCGUGCUUUUCAUGUCUUUCAACUGUGCAUACUGGCUGGUGCAGUUGCGCCUCAACCACGACGAACACACUCCAAGGAUAGCUGUCAUGGCAGCGUGCAAUGUCGUCGACCAUGUGCCUAUGUCAAUCAGGACCGGGCACAGCAUGUGUGGCAUCUCCCACUGCCAACCUUCGUAUGCUGCAAGCUGA